AUGAUAUGGAAGUGUUGCAUAAUAUCUUACUCCAGAUUGAAUGUCCUGUAACAUUCUACAAAGAAAAGGAUCCUAACAACAUUUAGUUGCUUUCAUAAGAUUGGUCACAUUAUGAGAGCAUUGCUAAAGGUCCAAAGAAGUUAAUAAAUACAGAAGAGGAGAAGAAGAGUAAGAGUAGCUUAAUAGAAAAAUCUUAAGGCAAGGGCUAUAUUUUAAAUCUUGUAAGGCUAAAAGGAGAAACAAUUAGAGGCCUAACUUAUGUAAGAGGAAAGAAUCUCAGAUUAGAUAUCAGCAUAAAGUCGAGAAUUAGUCAGAAAACUAAGGGUAGAUUCGUAAGUAUCCACUUCAGAAUGGCGAUCUUAAGCCUAUACAGGGAGAGAAGAAUAAGAAGUAAAUGAAAUAGUAAAAACUCUCGAUUUGGCUUAGAUAAUUGAUGGAAAGAAGAAUGAGACUCUUUUGCCUCCAAUUGCUUUUCCACAAGAGGUAACUCGAUUUGUUGAGGCCUAUUGGCUGAAUAGUUACCUAAGACUAUUUAUGAAACAUAACUAUGAAUACGCGAAAUCGCCUUUGAUGAAGGACUAUUUUCAGAAUAUUAUAAGCAGAGGGUUAUGGAAUUGA
This is a messenger RNA of Paramecium octaurelia, 618 nucleotides long. The record is from the annotation of a GenBank genome assembly. Lineage: Eukaryota; Ciliophora; Oligohymenophorea; Peniculida; Parameciidae.